UCAAAAAAUGGAAGUGCGUUUUAUUGGUCCGUUCAGUCUUCCUUAAAAGGUGUAAGUGAAACAAGAUUCGAGUGGGAUUUUUCCCUCCCUCUCUCUCUCUCUCCUCUUGUCCCUGAGCGGUUGUCAUGUGAUAAUGAAGAGCAACAAAGCGCUGAAGGGAGCUGCAGGGGUCUGUGCAUCUGUGAUCACAACAAGCCUCGUUAGCUCACACAACGCAAGUGUGCACUUCUCGGCCUCUUUAUCUCCUAGUGAGACAGCGCGAAGCUUUUUAACCCGCGUCAACAUCUCCGGCAUCUUUCAGCAGCACACUAGACCAGCAUCUGUAAUCGGGCAGCACCUUAGCAUUGCCAGGUUUUAUGGAAGCGCGGGCAACUCGAUCGGCGUCCGACCCCUCCCUCAGCUUCCUGAGCGAGGUGCUUUGGUGAAUGUUGUACUUGUGACUACUGCUUUCCCAUUCACAGCCUAAAAAUGCCUCGUCCGGGGAAAAAUUCCUACAGUGACCAAAAGCCUCCUUACUCGUACAUCUCUUUGACCGCCAUGGCCAUCCAGAGUUCCGCGGAGAAGAUGCUUCCCUUGAGUGAGAUUUACAAAUUCAUCAUGGACAGGUUUCCUUAUUACAGAGAAAACACGCAGCGGUGGCAGAAUUCUCUCCGCCACAACCUCUCCUUUAACGACUGCUUCAUUAAAAUCCCGCGCAGACCUGACCAGCCGGGCAAAGGCAGUUUCUGGGCUCUUCAUCCCGACUGUGGAGACAUGUUUGAGAACGGCAGCUUCCUCCGACGCCGCAAAAGGUUCAAGGUGCACCGGUCAGAACACUUUAGCGCUAAAAAUUCACAGAUGAUCCAUUAUUUCCAGCAUCAUCACCAACAACAACAACAACAACAACAACAACAACAGCAACAGCAACAAGCCAAGUUGGGACUGGCCUCGCCGGAGACUGCCCCGGCAAUGGGGCGCUUGCCCCACUUCCAGCCAUAUGGAGUCAACGGGCCCCAAUCCACCGGAUUUAAGCACCCGUUCGCCAUCGAGAACAUAAUUGGACGGGACUAUAAAAACAUGAUGGCCAGCGGACUUCCUUUAGCCUCUGUAAUGCACCAUCUUGGUUACCCCGUCCCCAACCAGCUCAGUAACAUGGUGGGAUCCAUGUGGCCCCACGUCGGCGUCCUUGACUCCAUGGCCCCCAUGCCGGUAUCUCCAGAUUACAGCCCGUUCGGAGUGCCGAUGAAGACGAUCUGUCACCCUGGCACACAGACAAUGCCAGCCGUCCCUGUGCCCAUCAAACCCACAGUGUCCCUGGCAUCUAUCUCCGCGAUGACAGCCCCGGGAGCGCUGCCUGGCAGCCCCACGCAGAUCUGCCCGGCAGCUUCUUCAUCUUCCCUGCAUCUAGAUCAGACUCGAUCAGGUUCCACCCAAGGCAAAACUAACUCCUUGCACUCUAUGCUCGUCCAUUCCUGAGGGCGAAGGGACAGAAGUGCGAAUCAGUUUUAAUAGGCGAACAAGUUGAUGUGAAGAGGUUAGUCGUGGCAGAAAUGUUUGCUUCAUUAAAGAUUCACAAAUCAUUGGUAUUUAUACAUAAAAUCUGGAAAAUAGACUUUUCAGGUAAGAGGAUUUACCUUCUUAAAAGAAAUUGGCAGAAAUCUAAAACAAAUUAAAAGCCAUAUCUACCUGGAAUAAGUCCUAUGUGAGAGAAACUGUAUUUUCUUCAGUAUUCCAGAUGCAUUCUUUGUUGGUAUUUAAAGCUACACAUUAAAUACAUCGAUUCUUUGGUCACUUUUGAGAUAUUGAAAAUUCAUUAAGAGGGACAAUCCAACAAUCAACUGACUCCGAUGAUUCUGCUGAAUUCGAGUUCUGGACAUUAUUAAACAAGAACGGCGGUGGGGGAAAAAAAGACGCACAGCCUUUAAAAUGGAACCCUGUGAAGAGAAAUAAGUCGGAACUAGAAAUAAUACUGCAUCAUAAUUAAGGAGUCGAUUAAAAAAAGCACUCAGCAAGAAUUUGAUGUCAAAUGAGCCUACUGGUUUGCCAGCACGUUGGGUAUUUCAAGUCAGGUCAAAAAUAUUUAAAACUAAAAUAUUUUUAAACUGUGCAUUACAAAUUGUUGUGGUUAGUAAAUGUUGAAGGAGAUGUUUCCAUUGUAGCUUUAAAACUCUGAUUAUCACAGUUCAAAGACUAUUUUUAAAACGUGGCGAUUUCUUUUUACUUCUUCCACAAGUUGUAUGUGAAAAGAAGUCGAUCUAUUUUGCGGCAUGCAAACAUUUGAUUCGCGUCGAUUAGAAUAUUAAGGAUUAAUUUUAAAAGUACAUAUUUAUGCUUUGCGGGAUAAACAAUGAUAUGUUGUUCCAGAUUUAGAUACCUGCGUAGUUCUCAUACGUUGUGUUUAAAUAGACGGAAUGAACGAGAUGAAUUGGCGGAAUUGAAACACGUUUUGUACACGUUCUUUUGUACCACAAAUUAUGUCCUCACUUUAAUUACAGGGAUCUUUAAAAAAAAAUCAUCGUUUUGUAAUUUAAAUCUGGGCUCAGAUUUUGAAUAGAUGUUGUACGAAGUGUUACGCGGGAUUCGAAAGCAGUCUCAUUGAAAGUCUGGACUUCAAGGCAAAGAAGUAUGUAAACUUCCACUCUUCGUCUAUAGUGGACAGACCGUGGUUGGUGCUGCCCAGUACUU
This is a messenger RNA of Amblyraja radiata (thorny skate), 2664 nucleotides long. RefSeq names its product forkhead box B2 (gene foxb2). The record is from RefSeq and is a predicted model, not a curated record. NCBI's taxonomy places the organism in Eukaryota, Metazoa, Chordata, Chondrichthyes, Rajiformes, Rajidae. Gene Ontology annotation, molecular function: DNA-binding transcription factor activity, RNA polymerase II-specific; RNA polymerase II cis-regulatory region sequence-specific DNA binding. The transcript has a single exon. The coding region runs from base 469 to 1455 and encodes 328 amino acids. Gene Ontology annotation, biological process: anatomical structure morphogenesis; cell differentiation; regulation of transcription by RNA polymerase II.